Penaeus monodon (black tiger shrimp) is the source of this 2177-nucleotide messenger RNA. RefSeq names its product ATP-binding cassette sub-family G member 1-like. Gene Ontology annotation, molecular function: ATP binding; ABC-type transporter activity; ATP hydrolysis activity. NCBI's taxonomy places the organism in Eukaryota, Metazoa, Arthropoda, Malacostraca, Decapoda, Penaeidae. Gene Ontology annotation, cellular component: plasma membrane. The record is from RefSeq and is a predicted model, not a curated record.
CCCGACCCCCCAUCCUCCCGCUACGUCAGCCUCCUCCAGGAAAACAAAAUGGCGGAGCUCCUGAGCGUGCAAGUGCCCAGCCGGCGCGGUUUGGGCGGCUAUGCGGAAUUCCACAAGGAGGGCGCCACCACGCCCACGAUGGGCUCGCCGGCCGCCCACGCGCCUUAUCUCAAUUCGGCCCUCACCCACGCCCGCAUCAGGCUACAAGACCAUCCUGAAGGGCGUGAGCGGCAAGUUCAAAUCUGGUCGCCUCACCGCCAUCAUGGGACCCUCAGGAGCUGGCAAAUCAACGCUCAUGAAUAUCACUGCUGGAUACAGUGGCCUGGACAGCAGUAGCAGCUUCCAGUGCAUCAACCUGCUCAAGACGUUAGCCCAAGGUGGUCGCACCAUCAUCUGCACCAUCCACCAACCCUCGGCCAAGCUCUUUGAGAAGUUCGACUACCUGUACGCCCUGGCAGAAGGACAGUGCAUCUACCGAGGAGCCAUCCAUGGGCUCAUACCUUUCUUGGCAGCUAUGGGCUUGGAGUGUCCAUCAUACCAUAAUCCUGCAGAUUUCUUGAUGGAAGUUGCAUGUGGGGAGUAUGGAGAAUUCACUCACAAGUUGACAACAGCAGUCAGAUGUGGGAAGUGUGAUAACCUCGGCCCAGACAACCACCUUGGAGUCCGGGCAAAGCAGCACGUCAUAGCCCGAGAGCCAGAUGACCACAGAGAGGCAGGAGGCGGCGGAGACCCAUUAAACAGAGGUGGUGGUGGCGGAGGCGACAACAGGCCGGGCGAGACGAGAGUCAACCUUUCCUCCACACGGCACUCGCUUCUUGCCUCUGAAGAUGAGAGCAUCGACGACAUCCCCAAUUCCUUCCCUACUUCUGGAUGGAAGCAAUUUGUCAUUCUCUUCAAACGCACAUUCCUUUCUAUCAUUAGGGAUGGGAUGUUGACCAAGAUGCGCAUCUGCUCACAUACACUCAUUGGGCUGCUGAUCGGACUCCUUUAUUAUAACAUUGGAAAUGAAGCAGGCAAAGUGUUCAACAACUCUGGAUGUUUGUUCUUCUGUAUGUUAUUCCUGAUGUUCACUGCAAUGAUGCCCACCAUUCUCACUUUCCCUCUCGAGAUGAACGUCUUCAUACGAGAACAUUUGAAUUACUGGUAUUCCCUGAAGUCAUAUUACUUAGCCAAGACAAUGGCUGACAUGCCCUUCCAGGUGAUCUAUCCAUUACUGUACGUGUUACUGGUGUACUUUUUGACUGAUCAACCCCUAGAGGCGCACAGGUUCUUCAUGUUCACCACAAUGUGUAUCAUGACAUCACUAGUGGCACAGUCUCUCGGCUUGGCCAUUGGUGCUUGUAUGAAUAUACAGGGUGCUGUGUUCCUGGGUCCUAUAACAUCCAUUCCUGUGUUGCUCUUCUCGGGAUUCUUUGCUAAUUUCUCAACCAUUCCAGUACGGGUUUGAAGGGACGCUCCUCAGCAUAUACGGGUUUGACAGAAAGCCGCUACAUUGCUCGGAGGCUUAUUGUCACUACAAGUCUCCCAAAAAGUUUCUAGAAGAGAUGGAUAUAGUGGGCGCAGAGUUCUGGAUAGACUUCCUAGUGCUCUUCUCCUUUUUCAUCAUCCUUCGAACAAUUGGCUACUUUGUGCUUAGGUGGAAACUUAAGGCUGAACGCUAGUGGAAAUUCCAUGUUCACCCUAACUUUAAUUUUUAUAUACAGUAAAAGUGUUUUUUCUGUGAAGUAUAUUAAAAUACAAUUUUUUCAUCAUCACCGUACUACAAGCUAGUUUGCUCUUCACAAGAGUUCUAUAAGAGUAUAGUGGCAUGCAGUGUCCACUUUGGUGCCUGAUGUAGUUGCAACCUCAAAGACUGGACGAUUGUGGCUAAAGUGGACAAGUGAAGUCUUUCAAGUGUAUCAUUUAUGAGUAAGGAGAAAGACUGAAAAAAAAAAAGGUGCAAGUGAAACCACUUAAGGAAUGAGAAACGAUAUACAAAAGAAGAAUUGUCAGUGAGGUCCAACCAAAGGAACACACACAAGUGAAGUAGUGAAGGUCUUGCAAGUGAAGGUGUAAUGAGGCACAGGUAUAGGCGACUGAGAACGAGGACUUUACGUGCACCACACUUGCUCUGAUGAUACCCACACAACACAUUAAUGGUCUAAAGUCACAUACCAGCAUCAGGAGGUGUCAACUGG